Molecule: messenger RNA, 794 nt
Organism: Exserohilum turcica Et28A
Lineage: Eukaryota; Fungi; Ascomycota; Dothideomycetes; Pleosporales; Pleosporaceae
Exons: 3
Coding region: 18-668 (216 amino acids)
Biological process (GO): DNA replication; DNA strand elongation involved in mitotic DNA replication
Cellular component (GO): GINS complex
Source: RefSeq, a predicted model, not a curated record
GUCACACACCGUUGGUCAUGUACGGAGAAGCAGCCAAUAAGCUAGUCCAAAACGCAAAGCGCACCCUCGCUCUUCCUCACCUCCCGCCCUACGCCACCGAACUCACACGUUCGAUUGUACGCGAGGUACGCGACCUAGACAAGGAUGUGUCUUCGAUCCUCGCUCCCUACGGCGGUUCCUUCAACCCUAGCGCCUCUCCAGAGACGGCUUGCGCACUCCUCGUCAACCACCUCUGUAUGCGCCGGAAUAAGCGAUGCCUGUUAGCCUAUCAUAGAGUGCGAAGCGACAAGCUCGAGGAGUACUGCUGGGAGGGCGUUGAUGUGCUCGAGCAACAGGGAAGCAGAGACCACAGCGGAGAGGCUGGCAGGAGCGCGCUGGGCGCUGGGGGCGGCAGGGAAGAAAGUAGUCUGAGUCCCGAGGAGGAGGAAUACGUAAGACAGUACAGCGAUCUCCUCGCCGCAUACAAGGGCCAAUGGACCGACAUCGACCUAACGGGCAGCCUCGAGCCACCCCGCGAUCUGUUCAUCGACGUUCGGGUCCUCAAGGAUGCCGGUGAGAUCCAAACCGAGUACGGCUCCAUCACACUGACCAAAAACUCACAAUUCUACGUCCGCCAGGGCGAUGUCGAACGCCUGAUCGCUCAAGGUUAUCUUCAACGCCUAAGCUAAACACCAAUUUCAUCAUCUAUACAUGGCCUUCACAUUCCCCGAUUUCCAGCGUACUUUGGAUAAAAUCUUUUUUUUCUCGCUUCCAAGGAGAAAAAAGAGAGGCUGCAACACUCAGCCCCUGCGAAC